Molecule: messenger RNA, 1786 nt
Organism: Gasterosteus aculeatus aculeatus (three-spined stickleback)
Lineage: Eukaryota; Metazoa; Chordata; Actinopteri; Perciformes; Gasterosteidae
Source: RefSeq, a predicted model, not a curated record
UAUAGCUGAUCAGCAACACCUGUGACACCUGCAGGAUGGGUAUAUGAAACCUGCCGUGUGGCUCAGAUCGUAUUUUCUGUUGGUGGCUGAAGUAAUGGGAGCGUUUUGGGCCUUGCUUGUUUUUGUGCUGACUGUCUGGUUCACCAAAGGCUCUGGUUGGCCAGUUGGUGGCACAAAUGUGAAUGGUAAUGGGCCGCAAAGGGCAAUGAGAGAGCUGUCUCCUAAUGAGCCCUCCAUAAAGAAGGCCCUUACGCUUCACCAGUCUGAGUCUGUGUUCCUGCGGAAGUCAAAAGAAGUCCAACUGGAAACUAACGAAGUGGAGGUUAAGGCAUCAGCUGCCUACCUGAAAGCUGUUGAACAUGCGCAUAACGACGGCGUUCCCAUCGGCGCCACGCUGGGCGACUACGGCGGCGCCCUGCUCAACGGCUCGCUGGGCGACUACGGCGGCUACGGCGGCGCCCUGCUCAACGGCUCGCUGGGCGACUACGGCGGCGGCUACGGCGACGCCCUGCUCAACGGCUCGCUGGGCGACUACGGCGGCGGCUACGGCGACGCCCUGCUCAACGGCUCGCUGGGCGACUACGGCGGCGGCUACGGCGACGCCCUGCUCAACGGCUCGCUGGGCGACUACGGCGGCGGCUACGGCGACGCUCUGCUCAACGGCUCGCUGGGCGACUACGGCGGCGGCUACGGCGACGCCCUGCUCAACGGCUCGCUGGGCGACUACGGCGGCGGAUACGGCGACGCCCUGCUCAACGGCUCGCUGGGCGACUACGGCGGCGGCUACGGCGACGCCCUGCUCAACGGCUCGCUGGGCGACUACGGCGGCGGCUACGGCGACGCCCUGCUCAACGGCUCGCUGGGCGACUACGGCGGUGGCUACGGCGACGCCCUGCUCAACGGCACACUGGCCGACUACAGCGGCUACGGCGGCUACGGCGACGCCCUUCUCAACGGCUCGCUGGGCGACUACAGCGGCGCCCUGCUCAACGGCUCGCUGGGCGACUACGGCGGCGCCCUGCUCAACGGCACGCUGGGCGGCUACGGCGGCGCCCUGCUCAACGGCACGCUGGGCGACUACGGCGGCGCCCUGCUCAACGGCACGCUGGGCGACUACGGCGGCGCCCUGCUCAACGGCACGCUGGGCGACUACGGCGGCGCCCUGCUCAACGGCACGCUGGGCGACGACGGCGGCGCCCUGCUCAACGGCACGCUGGGCGACGACGACGGCGGCGCCCUGCUCAACGGCACGCUGGGAGACUCUUUUACUCCAACGAUACCAAACUAAUAAGUUGGGUGGACCUUUUGGGGCACAUUGCUUUAGUUUGUCGUGUAACUUAAGGAUGUUUCUGCUUGUACCGCUGCUUUAAAUAAAAUGUUUGCCUCAACUUUUGGUGAAGAAGCUGAAUUAGUGACUUUCAUUCAUUUGUAAUACUCGUUUGAGGGGUACAAUUUUCUAUUCAAAUACUUUCUCCACAAAGUUCAGGUUUAACGUAAUUUCCAGUUAAAUAUUUUAUCCAAGUCAUGCCUUGAAUAUUGUAUAAUUUCUGUUUGGCUGCAUGGUCUAUCCCGCAAACAUUUGUUGCUGCGCUAGCAUCCUGUUAAGGCUAGUGCAUAGCCAGGGUCAAGUACUCUUCACAGGAAGUCAUGUGAUGACAUUCUGUGACCGUUCUCUUUUGUGAGGUUUGUCAGCGCUUUGUGUACAUGGAGCCUAAACCUGAAUGCUACACGAUACCAUAUUUUGAGGAAGUAUUUUCUAUAUUUUGAAUACAAAAUGGCACAAGUA